This is a messenger RNA of Gracilinanus agilis (Agile Gracile Mouse Opossum), 1485 nucleotides long. RefSeq names its product adaptor related protein complex 4 subunit mu 1 (gene AP4M1). Gene Ontology annotation, cellular component: cytoplasmic vesicle; clathrin adaptor complex; trans-Golgi network. The record is from RefSeq and is a predicted model, not a curated record. Gene Ontology annotation, biological process: protein targeting; Golgi to lysosome transport. The transcript is spliced from 15 exons. NCBI's taxonomy places the organism in Eukaryota, Metazoa, Chordata, Mammalia, Didelphimorphia, Didelphidae. Bases 12 to 1361 code for a protein of 449 amino acids.
CCAGAGGAGCCAUGAUAUCCCAGCUCUUCAUUCUGUCUUCCAAGGGGGAUCCUCUCAUCUACAAGGACUUCCGUGGAGAUUGUGGAGGCAGCGAUGUAGCGGAGAUCUUCUACAGGAAGGUGAUAGAACUGCCAGGGGACCAGCCUCCUGUCGUGAUGCAUCACAAAGGCCACCACUUUGUCCACAUCCGACACUUUGGGCUCUACCUUGUAGUCACCACCUCAGGAGGUGUUUCUCCCUUCAUCCUCCUAGAGCUGUUAUCAAGGCUGGCCACCCUACUAAGUGAUUAUUGUGGCUCCCUCAGUGAGAAGACUCUCUCUCUCAAUGUAGCCCUCGUCUAUGAGCUCUUAGAUGAAGUUUUGGACUAUGGCUACAUCCAGACUACAUCUACAGAGAUGCUAAGGAAUUUCAUUCAAACUGAGGCUGUGGUCAGCAAGCCCUUCAACCUCUUUGAGCUCAGCAGUGUUGGUCUGUUUGGGGCUGAAACCCAGCAGAGUAAAGUGGCCCCAAGCAGCGCAGCCAGCCGUCCUGUCCUAACUGGCCGCUCUGACCAGAGUCACAAGAAUGAAGUUUUUCUGGAUGUAGUAGAAAGGCUCUCAGUGCUUAUUGGAUCCAAUGGGUCCCUAUUGAAGGUGGACGUCCAAGGUGAAAUCCGACUCAAGAGCUUUCUGCCCAGCUGCUCUGAAAUGAGACUUGGCUUAACUGAGGAAUUCUGUGUGGGCAAAUCAGAAUUGAGAGGGUAUGGGCCAGGGGUACGGGUGGAUGAAGUUUCAUUUCAUGGUUCUGUUCGCCUGGAUGAGUUUGAAUCCCAUCGAAUCCUUAGGCUGCAGCCACCUCAAGGCGAGCUGACCAUAAUGCGGUAUCAACUCUCCGAUGAUCUUCCUUCCCCACUCCCUUUCCGGCUCUUUCCCUCUGUGCAGUGGGACCGUGGCUCAGGCAGGCUACAAGUUUAUCUGAAGCUCCGGUGUGAUCUACCCCCAAAGAGCCAAGCUCUCCAUGUCAAGCUCCAUCUCCCACUUCCCCGAGGAGUGGCCAGUUUAUCUCAGGAUUUGAGCAGCCCAGAGCAGAAAGCAGAAUUGGGCGAAGGAGCUCUUCGGUGGGACCUUCCUCGAGUACAGGGAGGUUCCCAACUCUGUGGCCUCUUUCAGAUGGAUGUCCCUGGACUUCCUGACCCCCCAAGCCCAGCCCCUCCUCUGGGCUUAGGUCCUGCAAGCCUCUCAUUCGAGCUGCCUCGGUAUACUUGCUCAGGGCUCCAGGUUCGGUUUCUUCGGCUCACAGCCCCUGGAACUCCUGGCAACACUUCCCCACACACGUGGGUGAGACACCUAAGCCACAGUGAUACUUAUGUCAUCCGGAUCUGAGACCCAAAUUGGGAGAAUUAUGUCAGCCUGCCUCUGGAAAGGAAAAAUGACCAACUAUUCCUACCACCAUUGCCUUCCUACCUACCACCAAGGGUAAACAGAUUGUGAGGCAGGGUUGGAAACU